AUGCUUGAGGAGAAUCCAAGGCAAUGGCAUGAAAAGUUGUCAGAAACCUUAUGGACCUAUAGAACUUCAAAGAGGGAAGUAAGCAGCAUGACCCCAUAUGCUUUGACCUAUGGACAUGACGCAAUUCUACCCAUGGAAAUCAUAGUCCAAUCCAUCAGAAUUGCCCAACAGCACAAUUUAGUUGGAGAAAACUACUCACAAGCAAUGCUGCUAGAGUUAGAAGGACUGGACACAAGAAGAAUUGACAUUCUCAAUAAACCCUUGGUAGGAAAAGAAGCUAUAGCAAGAGCUUAUAAUAAGAGAGUUAAAAACAAGAGUUUUGAAGAAUGA
This is a messenger RNA of Prunus armeniaca (apricot), 330 nucleotides long. The record is from the annotation of a GenBank genome assembly. NCBI's taxonomy places the organism in Eukaryota, Viridiplantae, Streptophyta, Magnoliopsida, Rosales, Rosaceae.